Quercus robur (English oak) is the source of this 2205-nucleotide messenger RNA. RefSeq names its product NAC domain-containing protein 53. The record is from RefSeq and is a predicted model, not a curated record. The transcript is spliced from 6 exons. Gene Ontology annotation, biological process: regulation of DNA-templated transcription. Gene Ontology annotation, molecular function: DNA binding. NCBI's taxonomy places the organism in Eukaryota, Viridiplantae, Streptophyta, Magnoliopsida, Fagales, Fagaceae. The coding region runs from base 214 to 1935 and encodes 573 amino acids.
GUUUGUGUAGACUCUUCUCUUUUUCAUUUUGUCUCUCUAGCUCAAUGGCAUCGCUCUCCUCGUCUUCUUCUUCUCUCUCCAGCUUUCAACCUUUAGACUCUGACUGAAAACUCUGAAAAAAUCCAAAACCCUAACCCUAAUUAUUCUCUCUCUCUCUCUCUCUUUCAAAUCCCCAAUUCUAAAACUCUAAUUAGUUCGAAUUGAUUUGAAUUAAUGGGCCGUGACGAAUCAGCAACCUCACUCGCUCCCGGAUUCCGAUUCCACCCAACCGACGAAGAACUCGUUCGGUACUACCUGAAGCGCAAGGUGUUAAACAAACCUUUCAAAUUCGACCCAAUCUCCGUCGUCGAUAUCUACAAGUCCGAACCAUGGGACCUCCCUAGCAAGUCGAAGCUGAAGAGCAGGGAUUUGGAGUGGUAUUUCUUCAGUGCGUUGGACAAGAAGUAUGGGAAUAGUUCGAGGACGAAUCGAGCUACUGAAAAGGGGUAUUGGAAAACCACUGGGAAGGACCGUCCUAUUCGUCAGAAUUCUCGCACUGUUGGGAUGAAGAAGACCCUUGUUUACCACAAUGGUCGUGCUCCUCGUGGAGCUAGGUCCAAUUGGGUUAUGCACGAGUACCGCCUCAUCGACGAGGAUUUGGAAAAAUCUGGACUUGUUCUUGAUGCGUUUGUGCUGUGUAGGAUUUUCCAGAAGAGUGGGACGGGGCCGAAGAAUGGGGAGCAGUAUGGCGCUCCGUUUGUUGAGGAGGAAUGGGAAGAUGAUGACGUGGAGGUUUUCAUGCCCGGUGAAGCGGCUGCGGCUGAAGUAGUGAUGGUUGGUGAUGAUGCUUUUGUUGAAACGAAUGACCUUGACCAGAAUCUUGAGAUAAAUAUUCCAUCCGAAAAUCCUCCCCCGUUGAACUUUUAUUAUGGGGAAACGAGCAACCAUGCUGAGCAUUCUGGGGAGUUCAUUGAAGAUGAUCAAAAGCCUAUCAUAGGCGCUGGUGAAACCUCUGAGCCACAGUAUGACCAAUUUUUAAACAUACCAGAACAAUAUGGGAUGGGUACAAAUCCAGUCAAAGAUGAAUAUUAUGUUGAAUCAAGCAAUAAUGUGAAUCCUGCUGAAGUCAAUUACUCACUUGGAGGAUUUGUUGAAUCAAGCAAUAAUGUGAAUCCAGCUGAAGUCAAUUACUCGCUCGAUGAAUUCUACAUGGAUGCUGCUGAUAAUGCUCCAAUGGGUGAUGGAUUAUAUCUUGAAGCUAAUGAUCUUUCAAAUCCUGUGGAGGCAGAUCCUGAAGGUUUUGACAUGCUUGAUGAGUACCUAACAUUCUUUGAUGCAGAUGAUGACAACACACAAUUUUUAACAUUUGAUCCGUCUGAAAUCAUGGGGACUGAUAACUCUGUUUUUGACCAAGCACUUCAGAAGCAUGAGAAUGGAGGAACUGACCAAGUCUUCAAUGAGACUCUGCAUCUACCAGAGGCACAACGCAACAAUGAUGCAUCAUCUUCAAAGCAUAAGCCUGAGGCCACAAUAUAUGAAUCAGAUGAUAAGCAUCCAUUUGUCAAACGGGCCAGUCAUAUGUUGGGAAGCAUCCCUGCUCCUCCCGCGUUUGCUGCAGAGUUCCCUGCAAAAGAUCAUGCAGCUCUUAGGUUACACUCUGCUGCACAAUCCUCCAGCUCAGUUCGUGUCACUGCUGGUAUGAUCAGAAUAAGAAACACAACUUUAACUGGCAAUGGGAUGGACUGGUCACUUGGCAAGAAUAAUGAUGUCAGCCUCCUCUUGUCAUAUGUGCUGCCACAAGCUGACAUGAAUUCUGCCAAUUCUGUGCCGUUGGCUGUCUCACUCACUGGCAAGGGAUCGUCUGUAGUUUCACGGUGCUGGUGCUUCUUUUUGUUCUUUUGGGUCCUACUACUCUCUGUGAGCUUCAAGAUUGGAAGCUACAUCUGCAUCAAGUAAUGCUGAAUUAGUGAGAAAGUUGCCUAUGUGAAACCAUACAGAUUAUCCCAUCUUGAAUAUUCUUGGGUUGGUUCAUGGUUAAAAUUUAUAUACUCUAUAGACUGACUAGGACGUCACGAAGAUGCAGCUCUGUUUUUUAGUUCAUACUGACUGCCAAACUGAUACUUUGUGCUUUAUACCCCUUGUGAUUUCAUUGUAAUUCUUACACUGUCUACAUUCUAUAGUUGCAUAUUGUGUUAUUUUACUGACUACUAAACUGAUAAUGGGUUA